AUGAUUUAUUGAAGAAUUUAACAAUUUUUAUAAUAUAGUAAGAAAAAUAAUAAGAUAAUAAUGCAAUUCCUUGAAGUCCUAUUGUCACGCCCCAGAACCCGAAUCCGAGGCGCGACAGACGCCGUGCACCCGUGAGACAGGUUCCACAAGUGCACAAGGCUCGGAACUUAUUCAAAUCACAAUUCGAUCACAAAAUCUCAAGAUAAAAUUUUUACAAUCUGCUCUGAUAUCAUAAAAUCUCCAAAUACACUCUAGCUUACAGGAUCAUGACUUAUUUCUAAAUCUAUGUCAAUCUCGAAAUGGCUAGCCUUCUAACUCGUCACUCCCCUUGAUUUUCCCAUCCUCGGUUUCGCUUCCUGAAAUGGUGGACAAGGAAAACUAUGAGAUAACUCAGUAAGUAAAUAUGGAUAGCCCUUGGGUAAAACUUUUAAGCAUGCCAGAUAAACAGUUUAAUAUAACCAAAACGCUCAGUGACAAAAUCAGAUUCAGUUCAAUAACAAAACGUUUCAUGACAAACCGUUACAUGCAUAAGAAAACUCAGUUCAGUAGUCUCAUCUAUAAGUCAUGGCCAGUGUUUACAAACUCCCACUGGCAGGCGUCAGUAAUGGUACCAGUGUUUACAAACUCCCACUGGUAGGCGUCAGUAAUGGUACCAGUGUUUACAAACUCCCACUGGUAGGCGUCAGUAAUAGUGCCAGUGUUUACAACUCCCACUGGCAAGCGUCAGUAAUGGUGCCAGUGUUUACAAACUCCCACUGGCAGGCGUCAGUAAUAGUGCCAAUGUUUAACCCCAUCGGUAGGGUGAACCGGUUCCACAGAAAUACAUGUCGACAUGUGCUAGCGUUUACAGCUCCCACUAGCGGGCGUCAAUAAUCAUGACUAUAUCCGAGACAAAACCAUGCAGGAUUUACAGAAAAACCCCAAUUUCACAAUCAAUCCCGAAUUUCAAAACAAACCAGAAAUUUCCAUGUGACCAUGGAUUUAACAGAAAACUCAGAAUUUGCAAACUCUCAGUUCAUCAAAACAGUUCAGUCAAUUUGUAAAUAGGCAUGCUCAACUCCCGAAAAACAAUGAAACUCUCAUUUUCAUUUCAAUCAUGUUCGAUUCCAGAAAAUCAAUAAAAUCCUCAUUUUCGUUCCAAUCAUGCUCAAUUUCAGAAAAACAAGGAAAUUUCCCAUAAAACCCAUCACAAUUUGCAUUCCAGUUUAAUCACACUCAAAUGCCGAUAAAAUCAAUUUAAAGCUUGCCACCAUCUCAAAAACAGUUUAAAACAUGCUUUAAAAUCAAAGGGCUUUACCAUAAUUUACUUACCUCACUCGCAUAGAACAGAAGGCUAACCCAAGUGCUACGGUGACAGAACGAUCAAAACCUAAUCACAAUAUUCCACAAUUAAUAACCAUACCACCACAAAUUUAAAGUAAAAUCAUCAUCGGGACUACCCCUAAUCUCGAUGCUAUUUCUAUCAAUCUCCACAUAACUGGACAUCUCCACAUUCAUUCUUAUAUCACAAACUAAACCUUUAAAUCCCUGUUAAUCGUUAACCCUCGGUGUGUGAACAGUGUUAUAUGAACAGUGCCGUGAACAGUGUUAUAUGAACAGUGCCGUGAACAGUACUGCCACUUCCAAACAUUAGCCAAAACACUAGCUAAUUCACGGGAUUUUCUCCCUAUAAACCACACAGCAACUAAAUCAAGAAAUUUCUACCACAACCAAGCUUAAAACGUGUUUUAUGCUACCCAAAAUCAUCCCAUAAUUCUAGCACAAUCUCGGACAACACAAGCAACUAAAUGGACAAUACUUAA
This is a messenger RNA of Rubroshorea leprosula, 1802 nucleotides long. NCBI's taxonomy places the organism in Eukaryota, Viridiplantae, Streptophyta, Magnoliopsida, Malvales, Dipterocarpaceae. The record is from the annotation of a GenBank genome assembly.